AUGGCAAAUGACAGACCGUUAGCUGCGCAUGAAAUUUUAGAUGCUUUAGAAAAUGUUUCUGAUAAUGAAGAAGAUUAUAGAGAACGACUGAUAAGUAUUCUACCUCCUCCUGUUGAUCCUGACUGUCUCACUGACGAAGAUUCGGGUGAAGAAGAUAAUGUAACUUUGAAUAAUUUGCCACGAAACAUUCUGCUUCAACCGGCUGAAGUAAUGAUUCAAGGGCAGAUUAUGAUUGUACUAGUCAACGGAUCGUCUUUGGGUUUAAGUUGCCGUUCCAGCGCAGACUGUAGCGUAACAAACGCGCAUUGCACACGCGGAAUGUGCGCAUGCCAACCUUAUUACGCGCAGGUUGACAACAAUACAUGCCUCCAAUCAACUCUACUGGGAUCGGAAUGCGUAGUGUCAGAGCAGUGCACACUCAAAGUUGCCUACAGCGCUUGUUUGGAUAACGUUUGUCGAUGUUCGGACGGCCAUCUGCAGUUCCGGAAACAUACGUGCCUCUCUCCUGCACCGCCAGGUCACGUGUGUUAUAGUAACGAACAUUGUCGCUUGUGGGAUAAAGAAAGUCACUGUGAAUUCGUGAUCCAUAACCUUUUCGGAAGAUGCUCCUGCAAUCCAUUGUUCAAGCAAACAGGAGAUAAGUGUAUAGCGCAAAAAGUACCAUCAUAUGCCACUGAGGCUGUUAUAGUCGAACAAGAAGCGGUAGUUGGAUCUACUAAAGGAACUUUGAUAAAACAGGACUUACCUUUAAAAUUAUCGCUUCCACCUAAAUCUGACACGAAAGUGGACCUUACAAAAUACAACCCUCUAACAGACAAAGAUGAUGUGAAGCCUAGUAAUUUACCUAUGUUCACAAGUAAAAAUGACGUGCUUAGUACCCAAGAGGACAGUCCUUUAAUGCAAGCUGUAAUGAAAGUCCCCACAGCAGAACCCAGUAAACGAUUGCCUGUAUCGAAUAGAAAAGAUGGUGAACCAAACGAAUUGAUAAGGGUUGAUGAAAUGACGGCAAACUUGCACGCUAAUGACCAACCAAUUUAUAGGGUUGUUACCCAACCAUCUGUAGAAAAGAAAACAAACAAGAAAGGAUCGUCAAAAGAACAGAUCAGUAGUAAGUCUAAAGGUGGUCAUCAGAAAAAAUCAUCGUUAAAAGAUAAAAAUCGUAUUCGGGCCGAUGCUGUAUCACCGUCUGACCUGGGGCCAGCGUCUCUGGGGAUGCCCUGUUUCACAGACAAUCAGUGUCAUAUGGUGGAUCCAAACACGCGAUGCCUGAAUAAACGAUGCGAUUGCGCGUAUCGAACCAAUUCCACUUCGGCUUGCUCGGCGCGCAACAGAGGAUGUUUGCCCGGAACAUUCCAAUGUCGUUCAACCGGUGCGUGCAUCAGCUGGUACUUCGUUUGCGACGGUCGGAAAGACUGCCCAGAUGGUUCGGACGAAAAGUGCCAAGGUACUGGUAGAGAUGGUACGGGUGAACGUUGUCCAAUGCACGCAUUCCGUUGUGGAGGACCUGGGUCUCCCUGCGUGUCCAGAGCGUCCAGAUGCGAUGGCACCGUGCAGUGCCCAGGCGGAGAAGACGAAAGAAACUGCCGAGCAACUAAAAGGAGAGGUUGCCCGCGACACACAUUCCGCUGCGGGUCGGGCGAGUGCCUGCCGGAGUACGAGUUUUGCAAUGCUAUCAUCUCUUGCAAGGACGCCUCAGACGAGCCGCCGCACCUCUGCAAUGAGCAAUCAAGGUGGAGAGCGGCGGACUUCUGCCCACUAAGAUGUGGGAACGGCCGAUGCCGCAGCACAGCCGUAGCUUGCUCGGGGCGUGACGGAUGUGGCGACAAUAGCGACGAGAUCGCAUGCUCUGUCUGCAGAUGUCCAUCCGCUCCUAUGCUGCCUUGAGAUCUUUAAAAUAUGCGACUGCGUAAUACCCAUACGGAUCUAACAGCCAAUCUAAUAAUGCCCACGUGGAAAGCUUGUCAUCUGCCAAGAAUAAAUUAUAACUUACUAUUAUAUUUAAAAGUUUAAGACUUAACACCGACUCGUGAUCGGAAAAUGUACGCACUAUUUAAAUAUAUGUUAUAUUUUGGGAACACACUAAAUAUAUAGAUGAUCUGGUAAUAUAUCAGAUCAUGUAUAUAUUAAUUUUACACCGUUAAAACCUAGGUGACAAAAAUUUCCGGUUUUCAUUGGGAAAUUUUCGACCAAUACUAUGCUGGGAAUAUUAACAGUUUUUAUCUCAGAUUUGUGUGUGUUCCCAAAUUUUUGUGUAUCUCUGGGAAACCAUAACCUUAC
Molecule: messenger RNA, 2277 nt
Organism: Pararge aegeria (speckled wood butterfly)
Lineage: Eukaryota; Metazoa; Arthropoda; Insecta; Lepidoptera; Nymphalidae
Exons: 11
Coding region: 1-1884 (627 amino acids)
Molecular function (GO): protein binding
Source: RefSeq, a predicted model, not a curated record